Messenger RNA from Botrytis sinoallii, 1476 nucleotides. RefSeq lists its product as uncharacterized. The coding region runs from base 1 to 1476 and encodes 491 amino acids. The transcript has 3 exons. NCBI's taxonomy places the organism in Eukaryota, Fungi, Ascomycota, Leotiomycetes, Helotiales, Sclerotiniaceae. The record is from RefSeq and is a predicted model, not a curated record.
AUGCAGCUUCUUACUGUUGUCGGCGCUAUCGCCGUUUUGUCUAAUAUCGUUUCGGCGGUUCCUCAACCGAGCGAGAAAAUUGAACAAAUUCAAGAAAAACGAUGGGGUUGGCCGUGGAGUACUGAUUCGGGAAAAGGUGGACAUGGACAUGGAGGUGGUUCGUGGGGUGGCGAUGAUGAUGAUGAUGACGAUGACGACGAUGAUGAUGAUGAUUCCAACACUUCGAUUCGAUCACUUUUACCAUUUACACAUCCGCAUUUGGUGGCUGAAGAAACAGGAACUAGUACUACAGUUUCUGGUACUUCCUUUUCGACAUUUGUAUCGAGCUCGUCUAUUGCUAGCUCUUCGGCAACAAAUGUCUUGGUUUCGGCAGGUGGGGGUCUCUCAACUACAGUCUCGAUUGUUUCUACAGUUACAGAUCCAAUUCUUUCAGCUACUCCCGUUGCAAUCGAAACAUCAACAUCACUAUCACCAACAUCCACCCUUUCAGCAACCCUCAUCAUCGACAAUACAUCUCUCACUCUCUGUUCUGCACUCCCCACCAGCAUCGUUACCGUUACCGAAAGCUGCACUAGCACAGAAUGGAUUACUGUUAUCGAGAGCGGUUCUUGGACUCUCACUUCUUUACCAUCUACAACCCCCGUAUCCGUAUCGGCGAGUUGGACCACCACACCGUUGCCUUCGGGCUCGCCUUCGGGAGCUGUGACUGGUGGAGGCAAUUCGAUGGGGAUUUGGACAGUUACUCCAGUGGAGACAUCGAGCAGAGGUUGGACGACGAGUCUGGGAAAUGCGAGUGUGACUUCUUCUUCGACACUGGAAACAGGAACGGGGACUAGUGUGAGUGCAGGACCUUCUAUAUCGGGUAAUUAUUCAUCGUGGGUAUUGUCAUCAUUGUCGUCAACAUCGUCAUUGAUAUCAGCAACAUCGACUCCGGCGACUUCUACUCAAGAAUCUACUUCGACGACUCUUCUUUUUUCUACAACUACGAUUCCUUAUUCCUCAUCUUCAUCUUCCCUCUCAUCUUCUCUCCUUCUCUCCAGCCCCAUCUCAUCCACCACCUCUUCCUCCUCACUCCCCGCCCUCCCCAUCUCAACCGGCACCACCGAUCUCCACCCCAGCACCACCAUCGCCUUCACCACGACCGUCACCACCAUCCAAGCCAGCGGCACCCCGAAUCCCGCCGCUGUCCAUUGCGGACUCCAUGGUUUACCCGUUGGGGAUUAUUUCCUCGCCGAGUUUGUGGAGGAUAAGGCCGGGGUACCGGUUACGUUGCAGGGAUGUUGGGAGUUUUGUGAUGGCGUCUACGGCAUAGACAAAGGAUGCGUCUCCUACUCCUUCUAUCCGGAACCCGGCACGGGCGCACCCAGAUGUGAUCUCUUUGGGGGAAGCGUGGCGCAGAGCUUGGAUAGCAUUAUUCCGAGCGUGCCGAAUGUGUGGUUUGAUUUGGAGUGUGGGGAUCCGACUUUGAGGGGGUGA